GACCAGCUUUGGGGAGCCACGGUUUUUUCCAAACUGGAUCUGCGCUCCGGAUACUGGCAGAUACGAAUGGCGGACAAUUCUAUCCACAAAAAUGCCUUCCGACUCGGUACGGGUCGUACGAGUAUCUGGUAAUGCCGUUCGGACUCACCAACGCACCGGCAACAUUCCAAGCCGAAAUGAACCACAUACUACGCCCACUCUUGGACGAAUGCAUGGUGGUGUACCUGGACGACAUCCUCAUCUACUCGUGCGACAUGCAACAGCACAUCCAACACCUGCGACGGGUCUUCGACAUUCUUCGACGAGAACGAUUCUACAUCAAACUAUCCAAGAGCAAAUGCGCCCUCGAGAAAGUCCAGUUCCUCGGGCACAUGGUGAACGCUCAAGGAAUUCACGUCGACCCCAAGAAGGUCGAAAUCGUACGCACGUGGAAGAUACCCAAGAAUGUGAAGGAGUUACAGCAGUUCCUAGGCUUCGCUAACUAUUACAACAGGUUCGUGCCACAGUACGCGAAAAUCGCAACACCACUCACGAAUCUACUGAAGAAGAACACGCCCUAUAAGUGGGAACCACAACAUCAGGAAGCCGUGGAGCAGCUGAACCAAGCACUCACGUCCGCACCCGUACUCAUCUUGCCAGACCCCGAACGCGACUACGAUAUCGAAGCUAACGCUAGUGACAAGGCAGUGGGAGCAACCUUGAUAAGACCAGGGGAAUGGACUGCAACCAAUCGCCUAUCUCAGCAAGAAACUACACGGGGCAGAAUUAAACUACCCGAUACACGACAAGGAGGCCCUUGCUAUAAAUCAUCGCCUUCAAAACCUACCUGGAAGAUUCACAACGCCAUCCAUGUCCAACUUCUGAAGCCAUAUCGAGAUCCUAACACGGUCUUCACCGGACGCCAACCCCCGCUGCCGCCGCCCGUCCUCAUCCACGAUGAACCCGAGUACGAGGUCGAGUCCGUGCUCGCACACCGUCGUCGUCGGAAUGGCGCUGUGGAGCUUCUCAUUCGUUGGAAGGGUUAUGAUCCUUCUGAGGAUAUUUGGGUUCCUGAAUUUGCAAUGAGUAACGCUCGACCCUGACUGUGUACUUCUUCUUAGAUUAUCUU
Closterium sp. NIES-67 is the source of this 1108-nucleotide messenger RNA. NCBI's taxonomy places the organism in Eukaryota, Viridiplantae, Streptophyta, Zygnematophyceae, Desmidiales, Closteriaceae. The record is from the annotation of a GenBank genome assembly.